AUGGUGUCUAGUAAUCCAUACAAACCUGAUGAGUGUAACAGCAUUCGUGGGACAUCCCCAGCAGAUAGGUUACAAGUUGCGAGACGAACACGGUUGUGUUUUUCACGUUUGCAAGAAGUGCAUACAAAGGUGAACUGUGAAUCAGUGAGCACGUUUAGUAGUAAUCUAAAUGUGAAACCAGCGUCAUCUAGGUCUGACCACGAAUUGUGUGACUAUAUUUGUGUUGUGAAUAUGUCUGUAGUUGCGGCCGGUAAGCCAUUGUUGAAUGAAGUGUCACAAACGGCAGCCCAGUUUGUGCAGAAGAAGAGAGUUACAGUUUCAGAGUCUGGUUCUGACGCCAGAAGUUCACAAGGCAUUACUGGUCAGAGUAAAGGCAUAAAACCUUUAAGGACUUGUGGGGAAGAACCCAAAUUGUCUACUGCUGUUAUUAAAGAGUUUGAAAAUGAUGAAGUCAAUCAUACAAACGGUGGUAAAGUGGAUAUUUGUGACAAUGACCAUUGUAGUGCACAUUUGUCUUUGGCUGAUCAUGGUGAGAUGAACGGAAUGUCUACUACUACUGAGUUGAACAAAGGUUCUGUGCAACUUGAACGUGGAGUAGAAUUAAGAGCAGAUGCGAUGGCAGAAGGUGUGGAUACUCAUGAGACCGUUAGAGUAAAUGAUCAGCGUGUAGCCCACCUAUCGACAGAUGUUAAUGCUAAACUGGAGCCAACGAUAAAAAUAGCAACGUUCUGA
Messenger RNA from Trichobilharzia regenti, 732 nucleotides. NCBI's taxonomy places the organism in Eukaryota, Metazoa, Platyhelminthes, Trematoda, Strigeidida, Schistosomatidae. The record is from the annotation of a GenBank genome assembly.